ACCAUGAACGAGUGGGCACCCAUUGCAAAAGAAUAUGAUCCGCUCAAAGCAGGAAGCAUUGAUGGCACGGACGAAGAACCCCACGACCGAGCCAUUUGGAGGGCGAUGACAGCCCGCUAUGUCCCCAAUCGAGACGUCACAGGGGACCCCCACCUCACGCUUUUUGUGGCGAGGCUCAGUCUGCAGACGACAGAGGAGAAGCUGAAGGAAGUCUUUUCCCGCUACGGAGAAAUCCGGCGGUUGCGCCUGGUCAGGGACUUUAUCACGGGCUUCUCGAGGGGCUAUGCCUUCAUCGAGUACAAGGACGAGAGGGCCCUGCUGAAAGCUCACAGAGAUGCCAACAAGCUGAUCAUCGACCAGCGUGAGAUAUUUGUGGACUUUGAGCUGGAGAGAACCCUGAAAGGGUGGAUCCCUCGGCGGCUUGGGGGCGGCUUCGGGGGCAAAAAGGAGUCCGGGCAGCUGCGGUUUGGGGGCAGGGACAGACCUUUCCGGAAGCCCAUCAACUUGCCCGCUAUGAAAAGUGAUUUUUACGGAGAAGGGCAAGCCGAGAAAAGAGAGAGGCCCUGGUCCCGGGACUGGAAGACAAGGGAUCGAGGUCAUGAGAGGAACCGAGACCAGAGGCGGCCCGAAAGGGAGUGGAGCGAAAGCAAGAGGGACCGGGAACGGCACUCCCGAGAGGAAAGAAGCUCUGGGAAAGAGGGAAGGGACAGAGAUAGGAGGGACCGUAGCAGGGAUCGCAGCUCCAGAAAGCCAAGGGAUGAAGACCGAAACUGAUGGAUCAACUCUCUUGAGCUGCAGAACACCAGGCCAUGAUGGGAAAGCAUGAAUCCAGAUUCCUGAAUGAUGGGAGGAGGACACUCUGAGGCACUUGGGUUUAUGCUCACGCUCUCCCAAGCUUUUUAAGGCAUGCCUCGGAAGCUUCGUAAACAUUCUAACUGCCGAAGUGGAAACCAUCGGCAACUGAACGUUCGCAUACAGUACGGAUUCUGCUUAAGAAAGAAGUGGCGAGAGCCGGGGAAGAUCUAAGACAAUAACAAGAGGAGCCUGAGGUGCAGGCGGUUAAAGGAAAAGAAAUAAAAUAAGCAGCACGUGAGAAGUAAAGAGUCCUGAGGGAAAGAGGAGUACACGGUUGAGAAAUGGAAACACCAGGGAGAAAGGCUGGGGAAAUCUUACAAAAGAGCUAUGUUUUGGAAGCGUUCUGAACAGGAAAGAGAAUUAUAGUAUUUAGUGUCAUGAUUUGCAUGUUUUUCAUUUUGAAUUUAGCUGCUGGUUCAUCAGCAGCAGGUAGAUAAUAAUGGUGUGUUAAUAACUACGGAAGGCUUCUCGUAUCAUUCAGAAAUAGUUUAUUUAGGUUAUUAAAAAGAUCUACAGUUGACCCAGCCCUCUUCCCACCCGCCCCGCAAACCCCGUUUAUUGCCAUUUUUAAACCUUAUAAUAUCCUGAAUCUUUAAACACAUUUGCUGCCUUGCGUAUCCCACAAUGGCAUUAAUUCCCUUUCCAGUACGUUAGACAUCUCUAGGCAAUUGUGUUGAGAGAUUCCUCCUCUACAAUAAUUGGUUAAAGGUUAAUAGUUCAGAGGCAUUGAAACGCUGCCGUAGAGGGACCCGCAGGCAGGGUCUGCAUAUUAUCGUUCCAGAUGGGACUCAAAUUUGGCCAAAACCUUCAGAAAAAAACCACAAAAAACCUGUGGGUAUCACGGCUGCCUGUCAGUCUAUGCAAGGGAUCCCCCAAUGCAAUGCACACCAAUACCUUACCCGCUGCAAGUAUUCAAAAACUGGGUGGAGGGAUCUGAUUGGCGGUGCAGAUUAAAAUAAAGUUGAUUCAGCGGCA
Molecule: messenger RNA, 1830 nt
Organism: Heteronotia binoei (common prickly gecko)
Lineage: Eukaryota; Metazoa; Chordata; Lepidosauria; Squamata; Gekkonidae
Gene: SNRNP35
Product: small nuclear ribonucleoprotein U11/U12 subunit 35
Exons: 2
Coding region: 4-774 (256 amino acids)
Biological process (GO): mRNA splicing, via spliceosome
Cellular component (GO): U12-type spliceosomal complex; precatalytic spliceosome
Molecular function (GO): snRNA binding; mRNA binding
Source: RefSeq, a predicted model, not a curated record